AUGGCUGAGAUCAAGAUUGCGAAAGUAGAACAAGGUCAGACCAAGAUUAGGAAUGUUCCAGUAGCUGUAACUCCUGAAGGUUUCUGGUGUUGUCCUUCUCCUGUAGCUUUUCAAAAGACUCUUAAAUCUCAUCAUUCUCCCAACAAACACAAACAAUCUCCGAAAGCCAGAACGAUUCCAACGUCGGAGAAGGAGAAGGAGAAGAAACCGUCGUCGACGACUAUUAGAUCCGUCAUUGCUUCCGAUGAACAACAACAGAAUUCAGGUAAUCUCGAGACCCAUCAUCACAGUAUUGCUGUUCCGGUGACUGUUCAAGAGAGACCACAGAGGCAAAAGGUUGAGACUUUACCGAGGAAAGUAGCGAUUGAGUUUGGUGAACCAGGAAGUAGUGAUGCUAAAGUGAUUUUGGUAGGGAAACAAGGCUUUUGUGUGAAGCUUAGUGUUCACAAGAAAGUUUUAGUGGAUCAUAGUGGUUUAUUUGCUAAGAAACUCGCCGAGAAAGAUUCGGUUUUCGCUUGUCUUGAGAUUGAAAGCUGUGAAGAUGCAGAGAUCUAUGUUGAGACCAUUGGUCUUAUGUAUUGUAAAGAUAUGAAGCAACGGCUCCUGAAACAGAAUGUAACCAGAGUCCUUCGUGUCCUCAAGGUUGCAGAGCUUCUUGGUUUUAGUUCAUGUAUUCAAUCUUGUUUGGAUUACUUAGAAGCUGUGCCUUGGGUGGGGGAAGAAGAAGAGGAGAAAGUUAUCUUGUCGAUUCUCAGAUUAAAAACCGAAGGAGGAGUUGGUGUCACGCCUGUUCUCAAACGAGUUGCUUCUAAUGCUGUGGAUCCGCCAAAAGAGACGCUUUCUCGCAUCAUCGAGCUUGUUUUAAGAAGCAAAGAGGAAAAAAGUCGGCGUGAGAUGAAAUCUAUUGUCCUGAAGCUUCUCAGGGAACAGAAUGGGGCUAAUGUAGCUGUUAACUUGAAUGAAACGAUCUAUUCCUCGUGCCAAAACUGCUUAGACUCAGUUUUGUCUCUGUUUAGACAAGCUUCCGAAGGAGAGAAACCUGAGGCAGAUACUAAACAGAUAGCAGUAGAAGCGGAUAACCUCACUUGGCUGCUAGAUGUAUUAGCGGAAAGACAAGCUGCGGAAGAAUUCUCAAUCACAUGGGCAAACCAAAAGGAGCUCGCUUUGUUACACGAGAAGCUUCCUUUAAUGUCGCGUUACCACAUAAGCCGUGUAACCUCUAGGCUCUUCAUAGGGAUUGGGAGAGGAGAAUUGUUGCCUUCAAAAGACACUCGGCUUUUGCUGCUAACCACAUGGUUGCAACCAUUGUUCAACGACUAUAACUGGCUCCAACACGGUUGCAGAUCGUUUGAUGGUAAACUAGUAGAGGAAGGAAUCGGACGGACGAUACUGACAUUGCCGUUGGAAGAUCAGCAGAGCAUUCUGCUGUCGUGGCUCGGGAGUUUUUUGAACGGAGGAGAUGGAUGUCCGAAUCUUCAGAGAGCUUUCGAGGUUUGGUGGAGACGAUCGUUCAUUAGACCUUAUUCAGAUCGUCAGGCUAAUGGUUUGAAUCAAACAGAUUCGACUUCAAAAGAGUGA
This is a messenger RNA of Arabis nemorensis, 1578 nucleotides long. NCBI's taxonomy places the organism in Eukaryota, Viridiplantae, Streptophyta, Magnoliopsida, Brassicales, Brassicaceae. The record is from the annotation of a GenBank genome assembly.